Molecule: messenger RNA, 1533 nt
Organism: Entrophospora sp. SA101
Lineage: Eukaryota; Fungi; Glomeromycota; Glomeromycetes; Entrophosporales; Entrophosporaceae
Source: the annotation of a GenBank genome assembly
AUGAUACCAACAUUAACAGUUUCUCCUGAUAUAGUGAUAGGUGGUAAUAAUUUACAAAGCUCUCCUAGAGGUCCCGUUAGAGAUUUUGUUGAAAAACAUAAUGGUCACACUGUUAUUACAAAAAUUCUUAUUGCCAACAAUGGUAUUGCUGCUGUAAAAGAAAUUCGAUCAAUCAGAAAAUGGGCCUAUGAAACUUUUGGUGACGAACGCGCCAUUCAAUUCACAGUCAUGGCUACGCCUGAAGAUUUGAAAAUUAAUGCCGAAUAUAUUAGAAUGGCUGAUCAAUACAUUGAGGUUCCCGCGUGUGAAGCUUUAUUAUGUUCAUCUGCUGUACGGCCUGAAUUUGAUCUACGCCAUGGACCAUCAUCAGCAGCACCUGAAUCUUGUCUGCUACGCCAAGAACCGUCAUCAGUACCACGACUUGUACCUGUUUUACGCUCAGAACCACGGCUUGAAUCUUGUCUACUACGCCAAGAACCGUCAUCAGUUGAUCUAUGUGGAUCUGGCUUACGUAUUAUUCCUGGCUCAGUUCGGAGUGUAUCGGUAUCAAUUGUAUUGCUACGAACUGUCUCACCCCUUCGCCAUGUUGUUUCUUCAGUACGACGGCGUUGUGGUUCUUCGAUAUUGGCACCACGACCUGAUGCUACUCUACCCUGUGAUUUAAUUGGUGAUUGUGAUCUUGUCAUUAAAAGAUUUCUUGAACUCGCUGAAGAAAAAGUAACUACUGCACAAGCAAAAGCUGAUCAAAUCACUUUGGAAACCGUCGAUGAUCUUGAGGCAUCUGAGACUCCAGAAUCAAUUAUGUUAAGUACAGUUAGUGGUGAACAAAGUAAAGACAGAACCGAUAGAGCCGUGGUUACACCCUGGCUUAAAUUUUUAUGGGAAGCAUAUAGAACAGCUUUAGAUUUUCUAAGAAAUAAUGUUCGAUUAGAAGUCUUUUAUCAACAAACAGCACAUCAAGCAUUUCAAUUUUGUUUAAAGUAUACUCGUAAAACAGAAUUUCGACGUCUUUGUGAACUUCUUCGCAACCAUCUUCAAAACAUAGCAAAAUAUCCAAAUCAAACUAACUUGAUUAAUUUGAACGAACCAGAAACCUUAAAACGCCAUCUUGAUACAAGAUUUUAUCAGCUUAAUGCAGCUGUUGAAUUGGAAUUAUGGCAAGAAGCUUUUAGAUCCGUUGAGGAUAUUCAUAAUCUAUUGUCAUUAUCAAAAGGAUCUCCAAAACCAAUGAUGAUGGCCAAUUAUUAUGAUAAACUUACAAAAAUCUUUUUAGUUGGUGAAAAUUAUUUAUUCCAUGCUGCUGCAUGGAAUUGCUAUUAUACAUUGGUAAAAACUCAAAAUAAAUCGUUGUCUGAUGAAGAAAAUACCAGAAUGGCUUCUUUUGUUUUAUUAUCUGUUCUUGCCAUUCCUGUUAUCACUAAUUCUAAGACUCGUUUACUUGAAAUUGAUGAUAAUAAAAAUAAACAACAUAGACUUGCUAUUUUGCUCGGAAUGAGUCGUGCACCAACUAGGACUGGUUUACUUAAAGAGGCA